AUGUCUGAACUGAUUUCACAAGUCCUCAGCUAUCUUCCCCAGGACGAGGGUUGGCUCCCUAAAUGGAUGUUCCUCGUGUCCGUCAUCGCGGUCGGUAACUCGGUGCAGACAUACAUGACCCUGCACUUCACCAAACGCGUCUAUUCUGGACGUCCUGAUCAAGUCAACUGGCUGUCGUCCCGCACAUUCGGUACAUGGACCUUCAUGGCCUCGGUGCUGCGCCUGUACGCAGCGUACAACAUCACGAACCCGGUCGUUUACGACCUCGCCAUCUGGAGUUACAUCAUUGCCGGAUGGCACUUUUUGAGCGAGUGGUUGAUCUUUGGGACUGCGUCGUGGGGCGCGGGGCUGGCAGGGCCGAUCUGUGUGAGCAGUUUGAGCACAGUGUGGAUGGUUACCCAGAGGGGGUUGUAUUAG
Molecule: messenger RNA, 417 nt
Organism: Morchella sextelata
Lineage: Eukaryota; Fungi; Ascomycota; Pezizomycetes; Pezizales; Morchellaceae
Exons: 3
Coding region: 1-417 (138 amino acids)
Cellular component (GO): membrane; endoplasmic reticulum
Molecular function (GO): protein-macromolecule adaptor activity
Source: RefSeq, a predicted model, not a curated record